GUCUUGAACUCACAGAGAUCCGCCUGCCUCUGCCUCCCGAGUGCUGGGAUUAAAGGCUUACGCCACCACCCUUGGCGUGUCCUGUAUUUUUACCAUGGGCAAUAUGCCGAUGAAAGUGUCGUUCAUACAAGAGAAACAAAAAUCCUCAGGGUGAUAAUGGAAAGAAGGCGUGGAGAGCGGGUCCCCAAGCAGCGCCAAGGGGCCUCCUAGGCCUUGGGCAGCCGAGAAACCCCUCGAGCCCCGCCCAGCAGGAGAACCUUCCGCUCCCGGGAGCAGACACGAGGAGGCGCUCGAAAGCACUUCCGGGGCGGGCAAGCGGCACUUCCGGGAAGGUCCUGUUUCCAGCCGCCAUUCGGGAGUCCUUGGAGCAAGCUCAGCGUUUCCUUUGGGCGUUUCCUCGCUUCACUCACGGAUACCUCGCCCGAGGCUCAUCGUCUUUUUGUCCUACUCUAUGUUGUUCCAUGGAUUAGUAAAAAAGCCAUGUAACUGCCUGCUCUUUGAGGACCACCUUUAGGGUGUCUCGUGAUAGCUGUGUUGAAAGUCUUUAAAGACCAAGUCAUUUGUGUUGUGACAGAAAAAAGAUGGAAGUGAUUCAGGAACUGCAUAAACCAUCAGCAAGCCUGGAGUGUGACCACUGUGGUUUCAGAGGCACUGAUUAUGAAAAUGUGCAGAUCCAUAUGGGCACCAUCCAUCCCGAAUUCUGUGAUGAUAUGGAUGCUGGCGGACUGGGCAAGAUGAUAUUUUACCAGAAGAGUGCAAAGCUCUUUCACUGCCAUAAGUGCUUUUUCACCAGCAAGAUGUACUCUAAUGUGUACUAUCACAUCACAUCCAAACAUUCGGCCCCAGAGAAGUGGAAUGAUAAGCCAAAAAACCAACUGAACAAAGAGACAGAUCCUGUGAAAAGCCUUUCUCUUCCUGAACACCAGAACACACCCUCUAGCCCAACAGAACUAAUGCCGACCCCAACCCUCCCUGCAGAAACACAGAAACUUGGUCCAGGCUUGUCUCCAGAGUCACCAAAUUCUGUUCCUCCUUCCCUAGAGCCUCAGAACCCUAGCCCUGUUGUUUCUUCUGAGCAACAGGCCCCUUGUCUUCCUGCUGAGCUCUCAAAGCCUGCUCCUGUUUCUUCCCCUGAAUGUCCAGAACCAGCCUCUGUGGUUUCUGAACCACAGAAGCCUGACCGAGUUCCUUCUCCUGCGCCACAGAAGGUUAUCCCCGUUUCUCCCGAGCCAGUAAAGUCUACUCUUGCUAGCUCCAAGCCCCAGAAGCACUCACCCUUUGCAGAUACAGGACCCCCACUUUCAGCCUUGUCCCCAGAGUCACCAGUUCUGGCCACUUCCCCUGAGCCUUGGGGGCCAUCCCCAGCUCCAUCUCCAGAGUCUAGGAAGCCAGCACGGACUGCCUCCCCUGAGCCAAGGAAGCCAUCUCCAUCAGAGUCUCCUGAACUUUGGAUACCAUUCCCUGCCAUCUCUCCAGAGCCUCGGAGACCAGCCCCAGCUGUUUCACCAGGUUCCUGGAAGCCAGGGCCACCUGGUUCCCCCAGGCCUUGGAAGUCUAGUCCUUCAGCGACUUCAGGACCUUGGAAAUCAACUAAGCCUGCUCCAUCUGUGUCUCCUGGACCUUGGAAGCCAAUUCCUUCUAUAUCACCUGGGCCUUGGAAACCAACUCCAUCUAUGUCCUCUGCAUCCUGGAAGUCUUCAGUUUCAUCUGGUUCUUGGAAAACUUCCCCCACAUCUCCAGAGUCGUGGAAGUCGGGCCCACCAGAGCUCCGAAAGACAGCUCUCACUUUGUCACCUGAACAUUGGAAGGCAGUUCCCCCUGUGUCUCCUGAGCUUCGCAGACCAGGCCCACCCCUCUCCCCAGAGAUCCGCAGUCCAGCAGGUUCUCCAGAGCUCAGGAAGCCUUCAGGGUCACCAGACCUUUGGAAGCUUGCUCCUGACCAGCGGAAAACUUCCCCUGCUUCCCUAGAUUUUUCUGAGUCCCAGAAAAGUUCCCCUGGCAGUUCUCCUGAUCUCCGGAAGUCUUCCUUUAUUUUGGAGUCUCAGAAGUCUAAUGUCUUCCCUGAGACACGGAAACCAGGUCCUUCUGGGCCAUCUGAGUCCCCCAAAGUAGCCUCUGAUAUAUGGAAGCCUGUCCUCUCUACUGAUGCUGAGCCUAGGAAGUCCACACUUUUUCCUGAGCCCACCAAAACAGUUCCUCCUGUUUCUCCAGAGCCACGAAAGCGUGUACUUUUCCCAGAGUCCCGGAAGCAUGUACUUUUCUCUGAGCUCACCAAGUCUGCUGUAUUCUCAGAGGCUCAGAAGGCCACUGAGCUUAAUGAUGAGCUACAGCUGGAAGCUGUUGAUGACACCCAGUCUGAUCCUCUGGUCCAGGAAGAAGCUAUAUCUAUAGGUUCUAUACCUAAGAAACUUUUAGAAGAUGCUUUAUUCCCUUCCUCUAAGAAGCUCAAGAAGGACAGCCAGGAGAACUCAGAUGCUGAGCUCAGUAGCAGUGAACACGUCAGAACAGAUUCAGAUACUGUAGAUAUCAGGGGUCAAGAAUCAAGCAGUGAUCAAGAGCAGGUAGAUGUCGAAUCUGUUGAUUUCAGCAAAGAGAAUAAAAUGGAGAUGAGUAGUCCAGAGCAGUCCAAAAAUGUGCUACAGUUCACUGAAGAGAAGGAAGCGUUCAUCUCCGAAGAGGAGAUUGCAAAGUAUAUGAAGCGUGGAAAAGGGAAAUAUUAUUGCAAAAUUUGUUGCUGUCGUGCUAUGAAAAAAGGUGCUGUUUUGCAUCACUUAGUUAAUAAGCACAAUGUCCACAGCCCAUACAAGUGCACAAUUUGUGGAAAGGCAUUUCUUUUGGAGUCUCUCCUUAAAAAUCAUGUAGCAGCCCAUGGGCAAAGUUUACUUAAAUGUCCACGCUGUAAUUUUGAAUCAAAUUUCCCAAGAGGCUUUAAGAAACACUUAACUCAUUGUCAAAGCCGGCAUAAUGAAGAGGCAAAUAAGAAGCUGAUGGAAGCUCUCGAAUCGCCCCUGGAAGAGCCACAGAUCUAGUCUUCAAGCACCAUGUCAGUACUUGCCCUUCAAUGUUUGCCAAAAUUGUAGCUUGUUAAGUAGCCUAGUUAGAUCUGUAGGUGGUGUUGUGCAGUGUAUCCCAUUUACUUGUCUUAAUAGUGUUACAAAGAAUAAGCACUUGGUUAUUUUUUCAUGAGCUCUUGUUUAUGUGACUGCCUAUUUUUUAAGUCAUUACAUUUAUAUAUUCCAGAUGGAUGCAAUUCAUUUUCUUUAAACAUAUUUUAGUGGUAAUACAAGGAACUAGGCUUUCCAUUUAAUAAACAAGAGAAAUUUUAACCCUAAUUAAACCCUCCCCCCCUUACC
Nannospalax galili (Upper Galilee mountains blind mole rat) is the source of this 3353-nucleotide messenger RNA. It is a transcript of the gene Champ1, whose product is annotated as chromosome alignment maintaining phosphoprotein 1. The record is from RefSeq and is a predicted model, not a curated record. Gene Ontology annotation, cellular component: spindle; nucleoplasm. Gene Ontology annotation, biological process: protein localization to microtubule; protein localization to kinetochore; sister chromatid biorientation. Bases 582 to 3029 code for a protein of 815 amino acids. The transcript is spliced from 3 exons. NCBI's taxonomy places the organism in Eukaryota, Metazoa, Chordata, Mammalia, Rodentia, Spalacidae.